AUGUCAAUAUAUGAUGGACUAAUCAUCCAUUUUUUCACUUCAAACAAAUUAACUAAUAUUGAGAUGACAAAUUCAGAUACUGAUCAUAAAUCAGUUGAUAACAACGACGAUGAUGCGGACAUUUUCAGAGAAGGACAUCCAGAUCCGAUAUCAACUUUGUGCGCGUCGAUUUCUGUAGGUCCACUCAUAUCUCCCAAUGAUAACAGUCAAAUGAAAAAAACAAAAUCAAAAUGGUGGAAUUAUUCGUUGUCUAGAAUGCCCAAAACGAUGAGAGCAACAGCUGGACUUAUCUUACUUGCUAUCGCAGCUAUUAUAAUCGCUGUUCCAACUGUUUGUCUCACAGAACCAAAAAAUAGCAAUGCAACCACUACCAAUGAUUCGACGACAGGCACUAUUGAUUUAUCUUCACUUCGUUGGAGUAUAAAGGCUACAAGUACCGCCGGUGUGUCAAGUCAGCCGGAUGCCGAUGCUCGGGCACUUUCUUUUUGUAUUGGUAUAACAUUUGAUGCAUCAAGUACAUUGUUCAUUGCUGAUUAUGAAAAUAAUCGCAUACAGAAAAAGAUUUCUAAUGCACCGAAUUCAACAACAAUUGUUGGUAAAGCUAAUACAAACUCAACAAACACGUCAACAACAUUGAAUCUACCGACUGAUGUAGCUGUGGAUUCAACUGGAAAUAUUUUCGUAGUUGAUAGUGCAAAUCAUCGAGUAUUAUUAUGGACUGCAAAUAAUUCAUCAUUAACGAUCGUAGCUGGGACAGGUUCCAUUGGCUCGGAAAUCAACGAAUUAAAUACGCCAUGGGGAAUUGCAUUGGAUGGAAAUGCCAAUAAAUUUUAUAUCGCAGAUCAAUACAACAAUCGGAUAAUGCAAUAUGAACUUGGAUCAUUGAGUGGAACAAUAGUUGCUGGUGGAAAUGGUGCAGGAAAAGAUACAACCCAAUUAUUUUGUCCACAUGGAAUUUAUUUUGAUUUAGCAACAAAAAGUCUCUACAUAAGUAAUUUUGCUGCGAAUAACGUUGUUCGUUGGGUCAUUGGUGAUCAUAGUUGGACACUUGUCGCUGGAAGUUUGACUGCUGAAUCUGGCAGUACAUCAACUUUACUUUAUUAUCCAUCUGAUGUUAUACUCGAUGUUUCAGGGAAUAUUUAUGUAGCUGAUACCUAUAAUCAUCGAGUUCAAUUAUUUCUUUCUGGUUCGAAAAAUGCUACGACUAUUGCUGGCACUACUGGAAUAUCAGAUUCCAGUCCACUGGCACUUAGUUAUCCAUAUUCAUUAGCGUUCGAUAAACAGUAUAAUCUUUAUGUUGCUGAUUCAGGCAAUUAUCGCGUACAAAAACUCUUGCGUUAUUAA
Messenger RNA from Adineta ricciae, 1344 nucleotides. Lineage: Eukaryota; Metazoa; Rotifera; Eurotatoria; Adinetida; Adinetidae. The record is from the annotation of a GenBank genome assembly.